This is a messenger RNA of Sparassis crispa, 1164 nucleotides long. RefSeq lists its product as hypothetical. The transcript is spliced from 3 exons. The record is from RefSeq and is a predicted model, not a curated record. The coding region runs from base 1 to 1164 and encodes 387 amino acids. NCBI's taxonomy places the organism in Eukaryota, Fungi, Basidiomycota, Agaricomycetes, Polyporales, Sparassidaceae.
AUGAACGGUGGUAUGCUCAAGGGCCGUAGGUAUCUCAACGUGUCGUCCCUGCAGGCGUCUCGCUUCUCACAGUACUCAUAUGUCUCGUCACUAUGUAAAUCCUUCCGGAGAUUAUAUGUGACUGCGAAAGAAGAGUCAAUCGUCGCUGCACGGACUCCAAGGAGGAGACCUAAUUCCCCGCAGUUCCGCCGGAACAUCAUCACACUCGACCCUCUCCGCCUUACCUCGUCCGACUGGAUAGAACUUUAUGGUCUCCACUGCCAGGCAUACGACCGACAAUAUCUUUCCUUCAACCCAGCCUCUCGGGUAUGGAGACGUCUCGUCAGCUCUAUCGGCCAGCCGCAUGCCAUUCCCCUUCACUAUCACACCACGAGCACAGCGCAGACAGACCCAGAGGUUGAUUCAAGAUCUCCAGUCUCGCUUCAAUCCCCCUUCCCUAAUGGAACCUUGGGAUUCUUGUACUACUACCAAGAUCCCGAGCUGCACCCCAAGUUAGGCGAGGUUCGCUUUCGGCUCACGCCCUCCAGUGACCAGCGACGAUUCAAGUACGGCGAGGAUCUCUUGUUGCCAGACGGCCUUCCGUGGCGGAUACCUCUCAUCAGCAUCGCUGCGAGACAGUCGUGGGUUAUGCUGCGAAACAUCUUGCUCCGCGACGGCCUUGUCACGGAAUCCCUCCUCGAGAGCUGCGUCCGUGACGGCAAAAAAAUGACCCCGCGCCCGUUAGUUAUUUCUGCGCUGGACACGCCCUUCGUCGUGGAUUUCGCCUUGGGCCUCAAAAGGCUGUGGGUGUUUGGCGACGAAGAAGCAGAGUCGAUCACGUUCCCGCGCUGGUUCGUGGAGAAACGCCCGAAGCAGCCAUCGGCACGGCCAUACACAGGAUCUGCCCUCUGCCAAUUAGAGUUGUCCCACCUCCCGGAACACAAGGACAAGCCCGCGCUCCUGCUCCGUGUCGUGAAGGUUCUUCGCCCCGUUGUAUGUCAGAUCCCGGAUUAUGACGGCUUUAUCGGCAAGCCCACGGAAGGCGAGCUUUUCUGCACGAACGGCGUGCCGAAAGCGUUUGUUCCCAGCAACGCUACCGAGGAGGAAGUCGUACGGCGCUUGACUACAGCUCGCCGGAAGGUUGAGAUUCCAGCCAAGCCUGAUGCGCUCCUGGAAUCCGCUUGA